Molecule: messenger RNA, 994 nt
Organism: Saccostrea cuccullata (small rock oyster)
Lineage: Eukaryota; Metazoa; Mollusca; Bivalvia; Ostreida; Ostreidae
Product: centrosomal protein of 290 kDa-like
Exons: 7
Coding region: 98-844 (248 amino acids)
Source: RefSeq, a predicted model, not a curated record
CGGAAGUUUAUUUGUUGCGAUGUUGUUCGGAGAUGAUAAAUUUAAAAAAAAAUCAUAAAAUAGAUAUGUUUCGGAAAACUUAUUAGAUGUCAAGAAAAUGUCUUUUCCAGAUAUUCACACUUGCAUUCAGUUGACAGCAGAAAAUGAAAAACUGAAAAAGAAAUGUUGGAAACUGAAAAUUCAGAGGGACGAUAUUCAGUCGGAGCUGUCAAAUCUAAAGCAGAAGUUGCAGAGGGAAGAACUGUUAAAGAAUUACGUCACAACGAGAGAUUCUUCGACGCAAACAGAAGGAAACAGAGUGUUCCAGCCAGCAGUGGCGGUGAAGAAAAAGGAAGAUCCAUCAUUUAAAGCAGAUGUGGAACAGACAAACAAGCUCCUAUCACUACAUAAUCAAAUGAUGAGAAGAUAUGAAAAAGAGGUGAAGAUGAAUAUGCUACAUGUAGAAACCAUCACAGAUUUAAAUAUUAGAAUAUCAGAACUGGAGCGACUGUUAAAAGAAGAGAAAAACACAAGAAUGUCCUUAGAACGACAGUUAAUGAAUCAACACCCAAAGAAAAAGUCUACAGAACUGCCAGCACCAAUGGAAGAGUUGAAAUCAGGAAUAAAAACAAAAUAUGAAAAAGUAGCCAAGGAAUGUGAAAGAAUGAAAAAAGAAAAUGAGAAACUCAGGACGGAAUUGAAGGGAUUAGAUUUUGGAUUCUUUGAAGAAAUAGAGGACCUUAAGUUUGGCCUGAAGCAGGCAACAAAACUUAACAAGGAGUACGAAAGGACACUCAGAAAAGUGUGCAUUCAGUUCGGUGUACCAUAUCCUCAUCCUGAGAAAUGUUUAAAGGAAACUUCAUAGCAGUGGAGGUAGAAUUUGUGACAAAAACAUGGCAGGUGUAAAAACAGGAUUGUCCCUUCUUUAUUGUGAUAGAUGCUACAUAGUCUUUCAGUGUAUACAAUGUUCAUUCAUAAUGUAGAUAUUUACUAGAUAAGAAUGUGACGUUUUCAU